Messenger RNA from Blepharisma stoltei, 306 nucleotides. NCBI's taxonomy places the organism in Eukaryota, Ciliophora, Heterotrichea, Heterotrichida, Blepharismidae. The record is from the annotation of a GenBank genome assembly.
AUGAAGGUUAUUGAAGGUCUCCAGUCAAUUUUUCUAACAGAUGCUUAUUACGAAAAUAAGAUAUUUAAAUUAAAUCUCUCACUAGAAGAAUUAUGAAAUUCAAAUUUGCUUGGAAAAUUAAUUAAUGAACCUUCAGAAGACUUCCAAGAAUGGCUAUUGAGCUUAGAACUUACCCAUACCAUGCAAAUUCCAGAUAAUUUAGCAGGCAUCAAAAGCUACCCUAUAAUGAGGAAGUUUUAUUAUAGAAAAUCUACCAGACUGAUUAAAAUGAGAUUCAGAACAAAAUUGUUUAAAGCUUCUAAGUAG